Molecule: messenger RNA, 2789 nt
Organism: Emericellopsis atlantica
Lineage: Eukaryota; Fungi; Ascomycota; Sordariomycetes; Hypocreales; Bionectriaceae
Product: armadillo-type protein
Exons: 6
Coding region: 205-2517 (770 amino acids)
Biological process (GO): protein phosphorylation; tRNA export from nucleus
Cellular component (GO): cytoplasm
Molecular function (GO): protein kinase activity; ATP binding
Source: RefSeq, a predicted model, not a curated record
CUACGUAGUAGACUAGGCGGGCUUAUCGAUAAGAGCUUUUGGGAGUUGACACAUGUUAUCGCGGGGGAUCUAUCAGCAGCCUUCGUAAACUUGGGGAAGGUCCCGACAUUGACGAACGCGACUUUUUGAACCUGGGAGACGCGCUGGGAUAUCUCUUGCCCUUGGAGAUACUACAAAUACUACGACUGAGACGCGCGACUUGAGAUGGACUUCCUCAAGUCCGCGGUGGCGUCGGCCAUUGCCAGCGGGCCCCCUUUCCCAUACAGCUUUGGCGAUCGUGUCGAUGUCGACGAAUCUAUCUGGACACUGCACAAUGGCACGAGGAGGGAAGACGGUUCGAACUGCAGCAUCUUUGCGUUCGAUAUUCCAAACAACAGGGCUCGAUUACCGUUGGCCAAGAAUGCGCUCAAGAAGAUGAAGACCAUGAGACAUCCCGGUGUGAUCAAAGUCCUUGACACAGUCGAAACCGAAACAUACAUUUACAUUGCGACUGAGCGCGUGACGCCGUUGCGAUGGCACGUCAAGAGGAAAAGCUUGACUCCAGAAACUAUAAAAUGGGGACUCAACGGUGUUGCUCGGACAGUGAAGUUUAUCAACAGUGACGCCGCGUCGAUACACGGCAGUCUGAAAGUUGGCUCGGUCUAUACGUCAGAAAGCGGCGAGUGGAAGCUCGGUGGCUUUGAUGUCCUGAGCAGCGUCAAAGACGACGAGUCUAUUAUUUAUACAUAUGGUGGUCUGGUGCCAGAUUCGGGUCGAUACUGCCCACCUGAAGUGGCUCAGAAUGGCUGGGAGGUUGUCAAGAAAAAUCCACAGACAGCUGUCGAUGCAUUUGAUUUCGGUGUGCUGAUAUACGAGGUGUUCAAUGGCGACUACACCAGCCAGAGCCAAGCUGGGACUACCAAGAGCGUACCGCCGACAAUGCACGCGAGCUACAAGCGUUUAUGCAAUGCGAAUCCAAAGGCCCGUCUGAGCGUCAGUGCCUUCCUCGAUCAGGGCAGCCGGACCAACUCCUUUUUCGACACUCCACUGAUCAAGAUGACCGAGGGCAUUGACAACUUGGGCGUCAAGUCACCGGAAGAGAGGGAGCAGUUUCUAGACGACCUGGACGCACUUACGGACGACUUCCCUGAGGAAUUCUUCAAGAUGAAAGUGCUGCCCGAAAUGCUCAAAUCGGUCGAGUUUGGAGGCGGCGGUCCCAAAGCACUGGGCGUCGUCAUGAAGAUUUCCGCCCAGCUGUCGAAUGACGACUUUGAGUCCAAGAUGAUACCCGUCAUUGUGCGACUCUUUGGUAACCCUGAUCGCGCCAUCCGCGUGUGCUUACUAGACAACCUACCUCUGAUGAUCGACCGUCUGCCCCAGAAGAUUGUUAACGACAAGAUUUUCCCGCAAAUGGUCACUGGGUUCACGGAUUUGGCACCAGUCGUGCGAGAGCAGACUCUGAAAUCUGUGUUGGUCAUCAUCACCAAGCUUUCGGAUCGAACAAUCAACGGAGAUCUCCUCAAGCAACUCGCGAAAACCGCAAACGACGAGCAACCCGGCAUUCGCACAAACACAACCAUAUGCUUGGGCAAGAUUGCAAAGAACUUGGGCGCAUCAUCCAGAUCAAAGGUCCUCACAGCUGCGUUCACUCGGUCGUUGAGGGAUCCCUUUGUGCAUGCUCGUAACGCAGCUCUCAUGUCGCUCGGAGCUACAGUGGAGCACUUCUCCGAUGAAGACUGCGCGUCGAGGAUACUUCCCGUGGUCUGCCCUUGUCUUCUCGAUAAGGAGAAGCUGGUGCGAGACUCGGCCAACCGGACUAUCGACGUCUACCUACAGAAAAUAAGAAAAGCAGCCUCGGAUCUACCUGAUACAGCGCUGCCGCCGCCACAGGCAGCUGGCGCGGGCGCAGCAGCGCCACGGAUGGCGACCCCCAAGACCGGCGAGUCAUCUGGAUGGACCGGCUGGGCCAUCUCGUCUUUCACGAACAAAUUGUCAUCUGCGGCUGGUGACAUGCAGACCAAUGGCUCUGGUAUGAGCACGCCUGCUCGUGUAGCAUCGCCAAACCCCGAGACCAGAAAGCCUGCCACCGCUUCAGCGUCCAAUCUGCACAGGCAAGCCGUUGCAUCGCCACCCCCAGAGUCAUCACGAGGGGGUUCGCCGAAUCCCAAUGCAGUGGCUCAGGCAUUUCUGCCGGAGGACGAUGGCGAUGAUGCGGGCGCAGCGUGGGGUGAUAUGGGAGACAUGGACGACGACGGCACCGUGUCCACCUCGAACACCUCCACGAAGCCAACGACGCAGACAGCAGCGUCGGCGACACCAUUUGAAGAUGGAGAGCCGGACUUUGCCGCCUGGUUGGCGGAGCGGUCUGGCAAGAAGCCUGGCGCGAAACCGUUGCCCAAGGGCUUGUCAAAGUCAUCGAGUUCCAUCAAGAAGAUAACAACCUCGACGAAACCAACCGCAAAACCAACGAUGGCAAAGAAACUGGACUUGAAACCGAAAGAAUCUGAAGAAGACGAUGCAUGGGGAGACGGCUGGUAAAUGAGCGAUGCGGCGAUGAAGCUGAUGAUGCAUGGACAUGAGCGCAUGGUACGAUCUGGGAAUAGCAUGCUAAUAUAGAGUUCAUUGAACGCGUACUCGGAAUCAAAUCGGCUCGAAUUCAGCAUAUGGUCAAACAAAAUGGUUUCUUAAAAUUGUUCUGUGCGACUGGCCUCUUUGUCUCGAAGACGGCUCGAGCGCUCGGUGGCGCACAUGCCAUCCGCGCUUUGAACAACUCAUACAUUAUACAUCAAGGCGCCGCAGCGCAUUGGCAA